Molecule: messenger RNA, 5748 nt
Organism: Astyanax mexicanus (Mexican tetra)
Lineage: Eukaryota; Metazoa; Chordata; Actinopteri; Characiformes; Acestrorhamphidae
Gene: kdm5ba
Product: lysine (K)-specific demethylase 5Ba
Exons: 28
Coding region: 301-4929 (1542 amino acids)
Biological process (GO): chromatin remodeling
Cellular component (GO): nucleus
Molecular function (GO): DNA binding; histone demethylase activity
Source: RefSeq, a predicted model, not a curated record
UUAUUGAAAAACGUUAUGGGUCAGUUUAAGUGGUCGGUUGUGUUUGUAUUUGAGCUGCUGCGGUGGUUGUGGGGCUGGAUCUGAUAGGCGGCUCGGUAUCAGGGUCCAGUCUGGGGCGCUGCGGUUGGGUGCCGCUGGUUGACGUGCGGUACGUGCUCGCGGAUCCUGAGUGAAUGGACUGAUGCGGGUAUGGCUGUCCCUCUGCCGCUCGGCCCGGCAAUACAGCGCUGCUGAGCGCAUUAACCUACCGAGGAGACCCGGCGAGUCCUCGUUUAGCAGUUUCUACAUGUCCUCAUCUGGAUGCAGUUCCCCAGAAUGACCCAGCCUCGACCCAGCGAGUUUAUUCCGCCGCCGGAGUGCCCUGUGUUUGAGCCCAGUUGGGAAGAAUUCUCCGACCCGUUCGGCUUCAUCAACAAGAUCCGCUCCAUCGCAGAGAACACCGGCAUCUGUAAGAUCCGCCCGCCGCCGGGCUGGCAGCCACCAUUUGCCUGUGAUGUGGACAGACUGCACUUCACCCCUCGCAUCCAGCGUCUGAACGAGCUGGAGGCUCAGACCCGAGUCAGGCUCAACUUUCUGGACCAGAUUGCCAAGUUCUGGGAGCUGCAGGGCUGCACGCUGAAAAUCCCUCACGUGGAGCGCAAGUCUCUGGACCUCUACCAGCUCUACAAGGUGGUGUCGGAGGAGGGUGGCUUUGAACAGGUCUGUAAAGAGCGGAAAUGGACCCAGAUCUCAACGAGGCUGGGCUUUGCCCCAGGCAAGGCUGUAGGUUCUCAUCUGCGGUCCCACUACGAGAGGGUGCUGUACCCGUACUACCUGUUCCAGAUCGGGGUCAACCUUUUGACCUCACAGAAGCCCACGCUCACCAACGACACCAAAGAUAAGGAGUAUAAAUCUCAUGAUUUACCCCAGCGCCAGUCAGUUCAGCCGGCCGAGACCACCACCAUCGCCCGCAGAGCAAAGCGCACCGAGGGCCGCUGCGUCAAAACGGAGCAGGGCGAGCCGUGUGAGAACCGACCCAACCUGAGGAGAAGGAUGGGCUCUUGUGUGGCAAAAUCUGAACCAGUUCUUAACAUUCCAGUCCAGGUCAAACAGGAGCCUGUGGAGCUGGCUGUACCUGCACCACCUGAGGGAGAAAAGUCAAAGGUGGAGCAGUACAUAUGUUUGGUGUGUGGGGGUGGGGGUGAUGAGGACCGCCUGCUGCUGUGUGAUGGGUGUGAUGACAGUUACCACACCUUCUGUCUGAUCCCACCACUCCACGAUGUUCCCAAAGGGGACUGGAGAUGCCCCAAGUGCCUGGCGCAGGAGUGUGGAAAGCCUCAGGUGGCGUUCGGGUUUGAGCAGGCCUCCCGGGACUAUACCCUCCGCUCUUUUGGAGACAUGGCAGACUCCUUCAAGUCGGACUAUUUCAACAUGCCUGUUCACAUGGUUCCUACAGAGCUGGUGGAGAAGGAGUUCUGGCGUCUGGUCAGCACCAUAGAGGAAGACGUGACUGUAGAGUAUGGGGCAGAUAUUGCGUCCAAGGACUUUGGAAGUGGUUUCCCUGUUAAAAACGGCUCCUUCAAGGUCACACCUGAUGAAGAGCAUUAUGUCACAAGCGGCUGGAACCUGAACAACAUGCCAGUGCUGGACUCGUCGGUGCUGACUCAUAUUACAGCCGACAUAUGUGGCAUGAAGCUGCCCUGGCUCUAUGUUGGCAUGUGCUUCUCCUCAUUCUGCUGGCACAUUGAGGAUCACUGGAGCUACUCCAUCAACUAUCUGCACUGGGGCGAGCCGAAGACGUGGUACGGUGCCCCCGGCUACGCUGCGGAGCAAUUGGAGAUGGUAAUGAAGAAACUGGCUCCCGAGCUCUUUGAGUCCCAGCCAGAUCUGCUCCACCAGCUGGUCACCAUCAUGAACCCCAAUCUCCUAAUGGAGCAUGGCGUCCCGAUCUACCGUACUAAUCAGUGUGCGGGAGAGUUCGUCAUCACCUUCCCCCGAGCCUAUCACAGCGGCUUCAACCAGGGCUUUAACUUCGCAGAGGCAGUGAACUUCUGCACAGUGGACUGGAUGUCUCUGGGCCGGCAGUGUGUGGCGCAUUACCGCUCCCUGAACAGAUACUGCGUCUUCUCCCAUGAUGAGAUGGUGUGUAACAUCGCAGCCAAAGCAGACAACCUGGAUCUUGUGCUGGCGUGCGCCAUCCAGAAGGACAUGAGCGCCAUGAUGGAGGAGGAGAAGGAGCUGCGGGAGAGGGCCUACAAGCUGGGGGUGUGGCAUUCCCAGCAGGUGGAUUAUGAGGAGCUGCCAGACGAGGAGCGGCAGUGUAUAAAGUGCAGGACCACCUGUUUCCUGUCUGCAAUCACCUGCCCCUGCAGCCCCACCCAGCUGGUCUGUCUGCACCACCUGCAGGACCUGUGCUCCUGCGCCUGCAGCAACUACACACUGAAUUAUAAAUACACACUGGGCUUGUUAAACCAGAUGUUUAAGUCUGUGGCGGGGCGUGCUGUGUCGUAUGAUGACUGGGCUUCUAAGGUUAACAAGAUGUUAAAACCUGAGCGGGAGAAAAACGAUGUGGAAGAUCUCCGGGCGCUAAUGGUGGAGGCGGAGAAGAAGAUGUACCCUGAAAUGGACCUGCUGCGGCAUUUACGGCAGAUCAUCCAGGAGGCAGAGAAGAGUGCGGCGAUGGCCCAGCAGCUCCUUAACGGCAAAAGGCAGACCCGGUAUCGGACCGGAGGAGGGAAGUCUCAGAAUCAGCUUACUGUGGAGGAGCUGAGGUCAUUCAUACAGCAGCUCUAUGAUCUGCCUUGCACCAUCCGACAGGUUCCCUUCCUUAAGGCUCUGCUGACCCGUAUUGAGGAGUUUCAGGCGCGUAGUGCUGAUCUCCUGGCGGAGGACAUGCCCGGCUCGUCUGCGCUCCAGGGCUUGGUGGACGAGGGCGCCGGGCUGGACGUGGAGUUGCCUGAGCUGGCGGUGCUCAGGCAGAGGCUGGAGCAAGCCCGGUGGGUGGAGGCGGUGCAGCAGGCCGGCGAGCAGCCGGCCAGCCUCAGCCUGGACUGCAUGCGGAGGCUGAUCGACCAGGGCGUCGGGCUGUCGGCCCACGCCUGCGUGGAGCGCACCAUGGCCCGGCUGCAGGAGCUGCUCACCGUCUGCGAGCACUGGGAGGAGAAGGCCCACAACAUGCUCACGGCCAGGCCUCGCUGUAGUCUGGACAGUCUGGAGACGGCCCUGCAGGAGGUAAACAGUAUUCACGCUUACCUUCCCAACUGCCUUCAGCUCAAAGACUCGGUUAGCAGGGCUCGAGAGUGGAUACGAGAAGCUGAUGCACUUCAGUUUGGAGGACGUGUCCCUGUUCUUGCAUCCUUGUCUGACCUGGUCUCAAAAGCUAAGGGCAUCCCAGUCCUUCUGGAGCCCCUGGCCCGGCUGGAGAGCCUGGUUUCGGAGGUGCAAGCCUGGAAGGAAAGUGCAGCUAAAACGUUUUUGUUGAAGAACUCGUCCCUUUCGCUCCUGGAGGUCCUGUGCCCGAGGUGUGAGACGGGUUGUCCGAAAUCGAGAUCUAAACGAGUGAAGGAAGUCUCGCCGACAGGGAAGAAGCCUGUAAAACUGGAGUGUCUAAGUGAUGUGGAACGAGCUCUGUGUGAGAGUAAAGACACGGCCUCUGCGAUGGCGACUCUUGGUGAGGUUCAUCAGAAGGAGCUGGAGAGCCUGUCUAUCCUGAGGACCACGAACGAGACGAAAUUUCAUCCCACGCCCAACAGCUCGGCACCUACGGUGUGCUUGUGCCACACGGUGCCCGCUGGCCCCAUGCUCCAGUGUGAACUUUGCCGCGAUUCUUACCACAGCGGAUGCGUGCCGGGCUUCCAGGAGACGCAGGCUGACCAGCCGUGGCUGUGCCCGCUCUGCAGUCGGUCCGAGAAGCCCCCCUUGGACAAGGUGCUGCCCCUGCUAGCUUCGUUGCAGCGGAUCAGAGUCCGGCUCCCAGAGGGUGAUGCGCUGCGCUACGUAAUCGAGAGGACGGUGCGGUGGCAACACAAAGUGCAGCAAGUCUCACCUUUUACGCAGCAGUAUAGUGGAAAGAUGAGAGCUUCCUCUGGAAUAGCGUCAACCCUGAGCCUGGAAGGGAGUAGUGGAUCCUUCUACAUGCAGCACUCCUGUAUUCCUCUCAGCGUUCUGAGUCCAGAGCUGGAGGAGCUGCUGGUGGAAGGCCUCCUGCUGCAGGUUACUCUUCCCGAGCUCCAGCAGCUCUAUCAGGGCCUGCUCAGCCGGUUCUCCCCCUUCCAUCACCUCCUGCAGAGCAGUGAGCACGACCAUCAGUACCACAUCGCCCAGGACAGGAGUCCCCUUCACAGAAGCCCACCACACAAGAGCCCACUCAACAGAAGCCCACCCCAUAAGAGCCCGAGCCACAGAAGCCCACCCCACAAGAGUCCAGCUUCUACAAGUCCACCUCAUCAAAGCCCUCCCCACAGGAGCCCUCCCCACAGGAGCCCUCCCCACCGGAGCCCUCCCCACAAGAGCCCCACACAUAAAAGCCCACCCCACAGUAAAGGACAGGAUGUAGUUUUCGAGUUGCGGAAGGAAAGUGAGAAGCCAGAGAAGCAUCCUAAGAGGCGUCUGGAGAAGGAGAACCCUGAUGUGCAAGACAGAGACAAGAUCAAAAAGCCCAAGAAAAAGAAGCCCAAGACUAACAAGGAGAGGAGACGUGAGGAGAAACGAACCAUCUCCCCAUCCAAUUCCCUCUCAGAUCCAUCCUACUCCGACGAUUCUGAAGAGGACUGGUCCGUGUGCUCAGCAAAGCGGUGUCUGCAGCCAGAGGGCAACGAGGUAAACUGGGUCCAGUGUGAUGGCAGUUGUAACCAGUGGUUUCACCAAGUGUGUGUGGGUGUGUCUGCUGAGCAGGCCGAAAACGAGGACUACAUCUGCGUCAACUGCUCGAGAAAAAAACUGACACAAUGAGGACCAAAACUGAAAGGCUUUGUGGAGUCUAAUGACUUUUGAGUUUUGCACAUGAGUUAUAGCACCAAGUAUGCACCACGUCCGCUCCCCUGCCCUCAGAUGUCCCGGCCCAUCCUCCCUGUUGCUCCGGUGCUACUUUCUUCUCGAUAGGACUGUUAUCCCAAACCAUUAAAGACCCUUGUCGCCUUUUUUCUGGUAUUUUUACAUUUCCUCCUAUAAACUUUCUUUCUCUUGUCUAGAAGACAGACAUGAUACAGAGAUGUACCUCAGGGGUCUCCAUCCCAUAAAUACCUUCCUGGUAGAGGGACAUCAGCUUUCCCCCACUCCCCAGUCAAAAAAAAAAAAAAAAAAAAAAAAUAUUGGAUUGUGUUUUUCCAGAAGCCACGUCACCUUCUAACACAUGAAGUAAUCAGAAGACUAGGCUUUGGGGAUUUUUUUUUUCUUUUUUUUUUUUAUAUAAAUAACCCCUCCACCAAAUUGUAUUAAUUGGACUAAACAAAAUGGUCUGAAUUUAUUUUUGGAACCCUGUUUUGGUACAUGUAUCUAAUAAUGUUAUUUAUUUAUCCCAGCCUUGCUUAAGCUGGUUUGCCCUGGUUUUCAUUAGCUUGAGAUCUGCUCUGAUCUGUAGCUUCUUGCGUUAGAGAUGGUUGUACAGAAUCCUGAUGUAGGUCGUCCGAGUGAUGUAGCAGACAGGAGAAGUGUGUGAACUAUACUUUGUGACUUUUGCUGUUUCUUACUUUAAAAAGAAACGAUAUCAGAUGUUAAUUAAACUGUGGAAUAAAAUGGGAUGUUCUCACUGAUAAUACACAAACACCAUCA